AGAUGGAAGAGGAAGGAGUUGUAGUAGUGGUGAGAGAGUUCAACCCAGAGAAGGAUUGUUCAGAAGUGGAGAAGAUUGAUAAUAACUGCGAUGUCGGCCCAAGUGGCAAAAUUUCUAUUUUCACAGAUUUGCUGGGUGACCCCAUUUGCAGGAUUCGUCAUUCUCCUGCUUAUCUCAUGUUGGUAGCUGUAAUGGCUAAAGAUGAAGAAGAGAGAGAGAUUGUAGGGGUUAUAAGGGGAUGUAUCAAAACCGUUACAUGUGGUAAAAAGCUCUCUAGAAAUGGAAAGAACAACGGUGGCAACGAUUCCCUUAAACCCUUUCCCGUCUAUUCUAAGCUCGCCUAUGUUUUAGGCCUUCGCGUUUCCCCUUCUCACAGGCGAAUGGGAAUCGGAUUGAAGCUCGUUUGUAGAAUGGAAGGAUGGUUCAGAGAGAAAGGAGCAGAGUACUCCUACAUGGCAACAGAGAGAGAUAACGAAGCUUCAUUAAAGCUAUUUACAGAAAGAUGCGGUUACGCAGAGUUCCGUAACCCUUCCAUCUUGGUUCACCCAGUCUUCGCUCACAAAGUCUCCAUCAGUAAUCGAGUUCGCAUUUUCGAACUCUCCCCUUUCGAUGCCGAGUCUCUCUAUCGCCACCGAUUUUCCACCACCGAGUUUUUCCCUAGAGACAUCGAUUCCAUACUCCACAACCGUCUCAAUCUCGGUACCUUCAUCGCUGUUCCUUCCUCUGGCUACCUUGAGUCAUGGCCCGGUGUGGAUCAUUUCCUCUUAAACCCACCUGAGUCAUGGGCUGUUCUUAGUAUUUGGAACAGCAAAGAAGUGUUCACCGUGGAGCUCAGAGGUGCUUCCUUUGCUUUACGAGGACUUGCCAAGACAACCAGGCUCGUCGAUAAGGCUUUCCCUUGGCUUCGUAUACCAUCGGUGCCGGAGUUGUUUAGGCCAUUUGGGUUUCAUUUCUUGUAUGGGUUGGGAGGUGAAGGUCCUAAUGCGGAGAAAAUGUUGAAGGCUCUGUGUGGGUUUGCACAUAACUUGGCAAAGGAGAAAGAGUGUGGUGUAGUAGCGACAGAAGUAUCAACCAGAGAGCCAUUAAAGGAAGGGAUUCCAUACUGGAAGAAAUUUUCUUGUGAGGAAGAUCUUUGGUGUAUGAAGAGACUUGGGGAAGAUUACAGUGAUGGGUCUGUUGGGGAUUGGACCAAGUCUCCUGCUGGUAGUUCAAUUUUUGUGGAUCCCAGAGAAAUCUAAAUCUUCUUC
Telopea speciosissima is the source of this 1247-nucleotide messenger RNA. Its product is annotated as probable N-acetyltransferase HLS1. The transcript is spliced from 3 exons. Gene Ontology annotation, molecular function: acyltransferase activity, transferring groups other than amino-acyl groups. The record is from RefSeq and is a predicted model, not a curated record. Bases 3 to 1238 code for a protein of 411 amino acids. Lineage: Eukaryota; Viridiplantae; Streptophyta; Magnoliopsida; Proteales; Proteaceae.